AAAACCCCUAUAAAACAUAAACCACAAAACGCAAGCAACUUUUGCUUUCUGAGCCACUGUUUGACGAGUGAGUGGUGACCAAGAACAGGAAAAACAAGGACAUCUUUCUAUACACAAUCUACGGGGAUUCUUAAUGUUUCAAGAUUUGGUAUGUUUUACAAUUCUCCGAUGAACACGGCUACCGAUUUCUUGUUAAAUCCAGUUUUCUUACAUGGAUGUGUUGCCUCCAUACAAUUUCUGUUCAUGCUUUUCAUAUUAAUCUCUUGGGAUUGGAAACGAUUCAGGAUUGAUAGAAGUCAAACUGUGGUUGCAAAACGGAGUUUUGGGUAUUUGUGUUUCAAACAAACUCUGUUUUGUUCUCUUGUUCUAUCACUCUUCAACCUAGUUUUGUGUUUCUUGAACAAUUUUUAUUGGUAUAGAAAUGGAUGGACUUAUGAAAAGAUUGUCACCCUUUUGCAUGCUGCUCUUGGAGCACUUAUCUGGUUAUUCGUUUCUGUGUAUUUGCACACACUCGUCUCGAAUUCGUCGACACAAUCUUCAAAGUACCCAUUUGUCUUACGGAUUUGGUGGGUGUUUUUCUUUACUGUUUCUUGUUAUUCCCUUGUGGUAGAUUAUGUUCACUACAAAAGAACCCAGAAUUUACCUUCCAUGUUCUUUGUGUCCGAUUCCGUGUCCAGUCUCCUGGGUUUGUUUCUCUGUUUUAUGGGGUUGUCCCACAAGAGCCAAGAAGAAGAUCAAAAUCACAAUCUUGAAGAACCCCUUUUGAAUUCUAGUAGCGAUAGAGUUAGGGGUGAGAUUCCAUCAACUUACCAAAACGCAAGCUUCUUUAGCCUGCUGACAUUUUCUUGGAUGAGUUCCAUAAUCUCAAAAGGGAAUAAAAAACCAUUAGACCUUGAAGAUGUUCCACAGCUAGCAGAUAUGGAUAGUGUGAAACAAGUCUUUCCUAUUUUGUUAGAAAAAGUACGGUUGUUAAGCAAUGGGAAUAACCAAAUCACUACAUUCGGUCUCACAAAAGCUUUAUUUUACAUCGUAUGGAAAGAAGUUGUUAUCACUGGAUUCCUUGCUUUAGCAUCUUCUUUGUUGAGUUUUGUGGGUCCUUACCUCAUAGACACAUUCGUUCGAUACCUUAACGGACAAAAAGAUUACAAAUACCAAGGUUUUAUUUUGGUGGCUACAUUUUUCGUUUCAAAAGUGGUGGGGUGUUUCACACAAAGACACUGGUGGUUCAAGCUCCAACAAGCAGGGAUUCGCGCCAGGUCAGCCCUAGUUGCCAUGAUAUACCAAAAGGGUUUGACCAUUUCCGGUCAGUCAAAGCAGGGGAACUCGAGUGGUGAAAUGAUCAACUUGAUGGCGGUUGAUGCCGAAAGAGUAGCUUUUUACGCUUGGCAUAUGCAUGAUUUUUGGUUACUUCUCGUGCAAGUUGGUGUUGCCUUAGCACUUUUAUAUAAAAAUUUAGGACUUGCAGCCAUUGCUUCAUUAGUUGCCACAAUUUUCGUUUUGUUAGCAAAUCUUCCACUAGGCAAUAUACAAGAAAAGAUUCAAGAUGACUUGAUGAAAUCUAAAGAUAAACGGAUGAAAGCAACAUCUGAAAUCUUGAGAAACGUGAGGAUUCUUAAACUUCAAGGUUGGGAGAUGAAGUUUCUGUCAAAAAUCAUCAAACUUCGCGAUGAAGAAGAAAACGCGUUAAAGAAAUACAUGUACACUUUAUCCUUCACUUCUUUCAUAUUCUGGGGUGCUCCGAUUGUUGUAGCGGUUGUCACUUUUGCCACAUGUCUAUUUUUUGGCAUUCCACUUGAAUCAGGGAAGGUACUUUCUGCAUUAGCAACUUUUCAAAUACUUCAAGAACCUAUUUACAAUAUUCCAGACUCGAUCUCAGCGUUUUUCCAAACUAAAGUCUCACUUAACCGCAUUGCCACAUACCUGCGCCUCACAGACAUAGAUUCCAACGCGAUAGAUAAGGUGCCACCUGGCAGUUCUGACGUGGCAGUUGAGAUAAUCAAUGGAAACUUCGCAUGGGAUGCAAAUGCUUCCUCUUUUAAUCUGACACUGAAAGAUAUAAACAUUAGAGUGAAUCAUGGCAUGAGAGUUGCUGUUUGUGGAACUGUUGGCUCAGGGAAAUCAAGCUUACUUUCUUGUAUUUUGGGAGAGGUGUCGAAGAUAUCAGGAAGUGUGAAAGUUGAAGGGACAAAGGCGUAUGUGGCUCAAUCACCAUGGAUACAGAGUGGAAAGAUUGAAGAUAAUAUUUUGUUUGGUAGGGAGAUGGAUAGAGUGAGGUAUGAUAAGGUUCUUGAAGCGUGUUCUUUGAAGAAAGAUCUUGAAAUCUUGUCUUUUGGUGAUCAAACGGUUAUUGGUGAGAGAGGGAUUAAUUUGAGCGGGGGUCAGAAGCAGAGGACACAGAUUGCACGGGCUCUUUAUCAAGAUGCGGAUAUAUAUCUUUUUGAUGACCCGUUCAGCGCGGUUGAUGCUCAUACCGGCAGUCAUCUUUUCAAGUUAAUAGGAUUAAUGGAUUAAGUAGAUAGUUUGGACAACCUUUGUUUAGAAAGGCAGCGUUUAGCAGUGCCUAGAGCGCUAAGGCCGGAGGGUGUACCACAGGGAAGGUGUGCGGGAACUCCUCACUGCACUCUCUUUCCUCUCUUGAUUGGCUGGAGCCAUUUAAAUUGAAAGGAGAGUGACGGGAAAGAUGACGUGACACAAAAAAAGUGAGAGGUGAAACCGUGAAAGGUGAGUGCACCUUGUGUGGUCUUAGAGGUUCGAAGGACGAAGAGUUGGUAUGUCACUUCUUGUGUGGUCUUGAGCCUUUGAAGCAUAAUCAUCAAUUAUCGGAGACAUCAAAGUAAGGAAUGCAUGUUGCAAUUUCUAGACUCGAAGACAGUGAUUUACAUUACACAUCAAGUCGAGUUCUUACCAGCUGCAGAUCUCAUCUUUGUUUUGAAAGAUGGAAGAAUUACACAAGCCGGAAAGUACAAUGACAUUCUCAAUUCAGGAAGCGACUUUAUGGACCUUGUAGGUGCACACAAAGAAGCAUUAUCAGCAAUCGAUUCCAUGGAGACAAAUGAUCAAGAAGGAACCACGAGUUCCAAGAAAAACACAAACGAUACUCAAAAUGGUAAAACAGAUGAUAUUUCAGGUUCAAAAGCGCAGCUUGUUCAAGAAGAAGAACGAGAAAAAGGGAAAGUAGGUUUUUCAGUCUACUGGAAAUACAUAAACACGGCUUAUGGAGGGACACUUGCACCAUUUAUAGUAUUGGCAGAAAUUUUGUUCCAGAUACUACAAAUUGGAAGCAGUUACUGGAUGACUUGGGGAUCUCCGGUUUCCGAAAGUGAUCCAGCCCCUGUUACUGGAUCAACCCUAAUCAUGGUUUAUGUAGUUUUAUCAGUUGGAUGCGCUUUGUGCAUACUUGCAAGAGGCUUGCUUCUUGCAACUUUUGCGUAUAAAGCAGCCACUCUUGUCUUCCACAAAAUGCACUUGUCCAUAUUCCGUUCACCCAUGUCGUUCUUUGACUCUACUCCAAGUGGACGAAUACUAAAUAGAGCAUCUACAGACCAAAGUGCGGUGGACAUGGACAUCCCUAACCAACUUGGAAUCUUUGUAUUCACAAUCAUUCAACUUCUUGGCAUCAUUGCGGUAAUGUCACAGGCUGCUUGGCAGGUGAUCUUUAUAUUUGUGCCUGUGGGCAUAAUGUGCAUCUGGUUAAAGCAAUAUUACUUGCCUUCAGCAAGAGAAAUGUCACGGCUAUUUGGAGUUUGUAAAGGCCCCUUGAUACAAAACUUUGCUGAAACAAUAUCAGGAUCAACUACAAUCAGAAGCUUUGAUCAACAAGGAAGAUUUCAAGACACGAAUCUGAAACUGAAUGAUGAUUUUGCAAGGCCAAAGUUUCAUGCUAUUGCUGCCAGGGAAUGGUUAGGCAUACGUUUGGACAUGCUGUCUUCUUUCACGUUUGCUGUGUUUUUAAUUUUCUUGAUUUCUAUCCCGGAAGGAACUAUUGAUCCAAGUAUUGCGGGAUUGGCUGCUAUUUAUGGUCUUACAUUGAACACAUUGCAAGGAUUGGUUUUAUGGACUCUUACCAACCUUGAAAACAAAAUUAUUUCAGUUGAAAGAAUAUUUCAGUAUUCUUCUAUACCUAGUGAACCUCCUCUUGUUAUAGAAUCAAAUAGGCCUGAUGAUCAGUGGCCUUCACAGGGAGAAGUUGAUAUCCGUCAUCUGCAGGUUCGAUAUGCACCACAUAUGCCACUUGUGUUGCGAGGUCUUACGUGCACUUUCAAGGGAGAAAUGAAGACUGGGAUUGUAGGAAGAACAGGUAGUGGGAAGUCAACUCUGAUACAAACACUCUUCCGCCUCGUGGACCCCGCAGCUGGAGAGAUUCUCAUAGAUGGAAUUAACAUAUCAACAAUCGGACUUCAUGAUCUUCGUUCAAGAUUGAGCAUAAUUCCUCAAGAUCCUACCAUGUUUGAAGGAACUAUUCGAAGCAACCUGGAUCCCCUUGAAGAGUAUACAGAUGAUAAGAUUUGGGAGGCUCUCGAUAAGUGUCAGCUUGGAGAUGAAGUGAGGAGCAAGAUAGGGAAGCUUGGCUCACCAGUUACUGAGAAUGGAGAGAACUGGAGUGUGGGUCAAAGGCAGCUGGUGUGUCUAGGGCGUGUGCUACUCAAGAAAACAAAAGUCUUGGUUCUUGAUGAGGCUACUGCUUCAGUUGACACAGCAACUGAUGGAAUGAUUCAGCAAACACUUGCACAACACUUUACAGACUCCACAGUGAUAAUGAUUGCUCAUCGUAUCACCUCUGUGCUCAAUAGCGACAUGGUUUUGGUUCUAGAACAAGGUCUGAUUGAUGAAUAUGAUUCUCCAACAAAGCUGUUGGAAGAUGAAUCAUCUUCAUUUGCAAAGCUCGUUGCUGAGUAUAGUAUGAGAUCGAAUUCAAGUUUUGGAAACUUAGCAGCAAGAUAAUCUGUUGGUAUCAAGAGUGGUGCUUGAUGAUUUCAUGAUUUGCUUAAAUGACCAUGGGGACAUAGAAAGCUAAGUGAUUUUGGUGCACCAGGGUCCCCCUUAUGGAUGAUAUUGUAACCUGAAAGUAUUGCAACUGUUUAUCUACAUUUCUGAUGUGUGUAAACGUAACUACUUUCUGCUUGUAAGCUGUUAAGAUUGUGUAAGAGCACACUUAAAAUCGAAGAUUAUUGUUAAAUCAAGUCUUGAGCUGCUGAGCUGAUAAUUAAAGGCCUUCUCUUUGAGUAUCAUAUAUAUCAUGC
Messenger RNA from Lactuca virosa, 5240 nucleotides. Lineage: Eukaryota; Viridiplantae; Streptophyta; Magnoliopsida; Asterales; Asteraceae. The record is from the annotation of a GenBank genome assembly.